AAGGUUCAACAAAACAAAUGAAUGUCCGAUUCGUGCGCCCAUUUCAUAAGUUCCUCGAGAAUAAAAUUUCGAUUAAACGACCUCAUAUCAUUUAGUAAUUUAUCGAGGAAAAUAUACAUUUACUACUUAAUUAACCUAAGUAAUUGUAUACUGCAAAGGUUUUGUUGUAAUUGUCAUAAUCUUUGGUGUUUUAUAAUUAUUUCGUUAUACCUACGUUGAGGAAUGGAAUCAAGUUUCAUAAAAUAAAAGUGUUUGCAUUAGCUUUCGUGAUGGUAUUUUGAAACGUGUAAAUAAAUAGUAAAUAAACGUAACAUAAAGUUCUUAUCAAGCGGUCCGCAAGAUGGCAGUGAGCUUUGUUCACCUUUCACCUACAAAUGAAUAGACUGAGUGAUCACCGAUGUGCUCGUAUCUUGUUGUACGAGGCAUGUCCACUGACUCCAGCGAGUUUUGUGUGCCAUGGUAGUGAAGAGGAAGAAAGUUCCAAGAAUGAAUAACACGUUCAAAAGCACGGAUUAUAGCUGGACCCCAGGUCCAGAACCGCCUAACAAUCAGGAUGUGGGUGUUCCAAGAGCUCAUUUCAUUCCACAUUCAAAUUCUUUACCAUUUGAGGAGCGGCGCGUUACUUUAGAACAGCCUGUCAAGAUCGGCCGCAACGUGUAUCGCGCGACGCCCAGUCCCACCAAUACUAUCUUCGAAUGCAGGGUGCUCUCGCGGCAUCACGCUACGCUUUAUUAUGACAAGGGCCACUUUUAUCUCGUGGACAACCGCAGCAGCAAUGGCACGUUCAUCAACAACAACCGGUGUUCCAUCUCCAAGCAGCAGGAACCGCACGAAGUGUUCUCGGGUGACGUGGUGCAGUUCGGCAUUCCCGUCGUUGAGAAUGCCGAUAACUUGGAAAAAAACACGUUUCCCCCAGUGGUCGCCCUCCUUAAGCUUUACCAUCCUGAUGGCAAGGAGGCGAAGCUGUCGUUCAAUCCCACCAUGACUACGCCGUUACACCUUAAAGAGUUGUAUCAACUAAACAAUUUUGUUCAGGAUGCGAUCCAACGCGAGGCGUCCUUAGAAACCCGUUUGCGUACAUUACGUGAGUGCGUGGAGCGCACGCGUGCCGAGGCGGAGGCCUCUUGGGAGUUGUUCGUGGGGGAGCAGCGGCUGCUGCUGCGCGUGCACGCGCUCGAGAGUAUGCUGGCCGUGGGCAAGCAGCCCGACGUGCAGCAGGUGGCGCAGCUGCUCAACGACAAGAGGAACUAUCAGGAAGUGGCGCAAGAAAGCUUGAGAGUGGCGCACGAGCAACGUCUAGCAUUAGAAGAGACGCUGGAGCGCCGCAACCGCGAGGCGGCGGCGCUGCACCAGCACAACUGCACUCUGAGGCUCACCGCCACCAACGCUACGGCGGAGUUGCAGAAACUGGCAGCGCGUUGCGAGCGCAAGAUGUGCGCAGCGCGGCUGGCCAUCGCCGCCGCCGAGGAGCGCGAACUCGCCGCCCGCACGCAGCUGCCGCUCACGUAUUCAGUACAAAACGGCGAAGCGAAAAUGCUGGUGUUAAGUACGGACAGCAACAAAAUGCAGGAAGCGAAGCGCUCCGGCUCACUCGAGGACGCCGUGCGGGCCUUGCCUGACUACAUCAAGCUGUUACUGCCACAACAUCUCCUCAAUAAGGUCGGAAUAAAAGCGAUAUCGGCAGAAGGCAAUACUGCGAAAGAAUUCGAACUGAUCCUCAAGAAAAAUAACAUGUAUAACGCAGAAACGAAAGAUGUGGUUCCAGAGAAAGAGGAAGACGAAGGCGUGGUGGGCGGCAGUGACGAGGAGAAGAGUGUCGAGCCUGACUCCUGUACCGACGACGAGAAACAGUCGCGCCUCAACCACGACCCCGAACACGAGGAUAGCCCGAAUUCGCUGGGUGAGCUCCGCGCGGACAAUAACGCCAACUCCGAGAUAUAUGACGAGCAGGAAGACUCACCGAGUAAAGCGGGCGUGGAAUACGCGAACGUUUUACGCGUAAUGGCGGGUUUAAACGAAGAGAUUAAAACGCUCCGUGCGCGUCUCACAGCCGCUUGUGCUGAGAACUCUCAGCUGCGGGGGGUGAGGGACGAGUUGCUGGCGGUGGGGGCGGAGCCCCAGUCUGAGGAGGAGUACCGCGCCAACAUACAGCAGCUGCAGACUCAGUUAACAGUGGCAGAAGAGACGAACCAAGCUGAGAUCCAACGUUUGCUGAGUCAGACCGCAGACUUGCAGAGUCAGCUGGCCUUCAGACCGACCCGGGCGGAGGUCGAUGACCUCACUGCGUGUGUGGCCCAGCUACGGGACCAGCUGCGGGAGAAGCAGCAGCUCAUAGACCAGCUGCAGCCCUCGCAGCCCUACAAGGAGACUGCAGAGAAAGCUGUGGAGACCUCUGACUCGUUUGAGGAUAUCGAAAAGGUCAUCGAACUUGACGAGGCCAUAGAUACGAAGAAGAUUAAUGCAGAGAUCGACGAAAUGUUCCAACUAGGUUACGAGGACGAGGACGAGGACACAGAUUCGGCCGCCACGGAGAUCAACAAGGACGAGACGGCCAGCGCGGCGCCCGCCGGCCGCGCGCUCGAGGAGGAGCUGGCGCGGGUUAAGGAGCGGUGCGCGGAGGUGUCGGCGGAGCUGCGCGCGCUGCAGCAGCGCAAGCGCGGGCCGGCGAUGUCGGCGGAGCUGGCGCUGGCGCUGCUGCUGCCGCUGCUGCUGGCCGCCGCGCUCUACUGCGUGCUGCCCUAUCUCUCCUGAUAUACGGCCACCUGGGAUCCGCCCGGGUACUCCUAACGAUGUCUCCCGACUACCGCCGCACCGUGCGUCGCUCACUAUUACCAUCUCCGACUGAAAAUGUGAAAGUUCCGACAUAGAAGCCGUGUUUUUUCUGUUUGAUGUGAUGUGAAAUUAGUCAGUGAUGUGCUCCGCUUUGGACGACUAUUCUGUUUUCAGAUUGUAAGAUAAAGAAAACUAGCGACGAACUACAGUACCCAAAUGAGACGAAAACAUUUAUAUACAACAACCCAGCCCGAAUUAUAAAAAGCGGCAGACUGGGCGUUGUAGAACCCAUGAUAAAGGACAAUAUAUAUUAUCACUUAAAUCCCAUAUCUUGUGUGUAUUUCCAAUACGAAUUUCUCUUGUAUGAGCAAAAUGACAGAUGAAGAAGUCUUUAGUUUUCUUUGUCUACAGUCUCAGGAGAAAACUAUGUUAUGAUAAAAAAGCCAUAUUUGUUUCAAGACAGACAUUAAAUAUACUACCUGACUUGAUUACUUCGUUAGACGAUUAAGGUUUGUCUAACAAUAAUCACCCCCUCAAAGUAACAUACGAAAAGCUUAUCAAACCUUAUUCGGCUAUCUGAUAUAUAGAGCGUACUUUUAAUGACCAAUCGAGACGAUCGAUUUUCACGUGAUUGUUGUAGUUAUUGAUAGGUUACGUACCCGCUUGAAAAGCUCAAAACGGCUUUUGUCCACGAGUCAACGUCUCGAGACUGCUGAUCUCAGACUGAGAGUUGAUGGAAUCGGAUAUUUCGAUCACAACCCGAUCGAACCCAAAUCGAAUCGAUUAAAUUAGGCUGAAUUGUCAUUACCUAGUGUGAGGAGGCCGUAUGUGGGAAUUUGCUAUUGCAGGGGGUGAACCUUUAAAACCAAGAUAAAUUAUUGUGACUGAAACUGUAUAGCGAAAUCAUAAAAUUUAAUAAAUUAAUGACGUUUUCAUAAGACUAUUCAUUUUUAUACAAAAAAUAAAUUGGUUUUAAAACGUCACCCUGGAGCUAAAUGGAUCUGUGUGCCUACAACUGGCAACCAUGGUCGGUCGCACAACCUCGUCGUUAUCUAUUUGUUACUAUAUUGAUAUUAUUAGAUAUAUAAUAACACACUAUAAAUAAAAAAGGUGGGGAGGGACAUCGUAUUUUCGAAUUCGAAUUCCAUGACAGUCAGAAUUAAAUCUAUUUUCGGCCUAGUUGUAAUUCGUCUUGUGUAACUAUCGCACUAAAGAUGUGUCUAUGAACCGAGUAAUGAUUGGUUGUCUUGGUCGGUAUUGGCACUGCACUGCCAGGGAUUCCGGCCAUGGUCUCAAUGGUUUUUUGUCCAUUUUCUUAAAUCGUAUAAGGGUAAAUUUCACGAGCGUUUUGAACGCCACCGUGCCCUGUCAUUAGUGUUUAUUAAAUUGUAUCAUUCACAGUAAUCAAUGUAAUUAUCCUAUAUUAUAAAUAAGUAAAGUACUGAUACAAUGUUAAUUUUAUAAAUCUUUAAUUAAAAAAAAAAUAUUCUUUAUAAAAAAAAAUGCGACACUAAUGAAACGCUAUACGCCGCGUUCAAACAGUCGUGAAAUUCACCCAUAAACUAAUAAUUUAACUAAAUGGAUGAACCCCGAAUAAAUCUGAAAUCUCGCGAGCGCCUCGGACCGGCCGCCCGCUGCCGGUACCUUAACUUUUCGAAUAUUAUAUGCGCGCUUAUAUAGUUACCGGGCGAAGGAUAUUUAUCGAUUAGAAUAAUUUAGUACCUACCUAUAGUGUUAUGAUAGUUGUCGGUUUUCUGAACGCCUUCGUCCGGUGACGACGUUCGGCGGCCGGUGCGAGCUCGAUGUAUCGAGGUUAUAUCGAUAGUGCCAUGUACUAGGAGCCAGCGACGCGCACGUUGUUAACAUGUAUAUAUAAACCUAGUAUUGUUUCUAUAAAAAAAAUGUCAGUAUCAUAUUUGAUAGAUAUAAAUUGAUUGUUGAUAUCUGCCAUAAUAAAUAAAUUGUACAUUUUAUAUAAUAUUAAGGCCUAAACGACUGUCCUAAGUUAUGGUAAAUUAUUGUAUGAGGUCUGCCGAAAUUUUCAGCCGAGCUACGGCAAACGAAAUUGCCCAGCCCCUUUGUUGAGUAUGUAGGUGAUGAUGAGGUCGCGUCACACAUAUCACGGUAGUGCGUCUUGUGGCAUUUACUCGUCGACGCCGUCGACACUGUAUUUGGGUCGUUUGCAUUUUUCUAGUCUUAGAAUCGACGUAGACUUGGUUGCAUAGCGUUUCUGCUCCUGCGUUUUGUACUCUUUUUUUUUUAGAUCUAACGUAAGCCAAUAUAGUUUCCUGUAUUUUGUUUACGCAUUUAGAGCGCAUCUUUGAUCAUUUUCUUAGAUGAAGUGUGAGCGUUGUAUUUUAAUUUGCAGUCGCGGUUCUCACAGGUUAGUUUAGACGUUUGUGCAUGCGGGUUUGCCGUUUGGUUUCGUUGUUAUGUGCCACUCAAUUUGCCUGAACCGGUGCAAGUUUGGAAUUGUACCGGAUAAUAUGACGUUGUCUCUAAAGACCAAAUUAUGAUUUGACAUAGUAAGUUUAGCCUUCGAGCGGGUUUCGGGUACUGCCAUAGUCUUCCGGAAGCUACGGCGCUCGGUCCUUGAUUGCUUGCUCUGUGAUGUGAAGGCCAAUAGAUAAUUUUGUAUCAAACUUGUAUAACUAACAUUUUAUUGUAUAUCAUUAGAAUUAUUAUAAAUUUACCACGUUGAAGUCCACUGUCUAUAAAUACAUAUUUAUUAUUUUAUUGUUGCACUGAUUUUGUUACGUUCAAUGUUUUAUUUCGUGUUUAAACCACCUAAUUGUAAAUAGAUUGUACCUUAUACUCGUUCUUAUUUUAGUUCUGAGCUGUCGAAGACUUAUGUUGUAUUUUAUGGUAAAAUUAAUAUUGCAUUCAAUGUGGAUGUACUGAAAUUUAUUGGAAAUAAUAUUGAUUUGUUUAAAAA
Plodia interpunctella (Indianmeal moth) is the source of this 5707-nucleotide messenger RNA. RefSeq names its product Sarcolemma associated protein (gene Slmap). The transcript has 16 exons. Lineage: Eukaryota; Metazoa; Arthropoda; Insecta; Lepidoptera; Pyralidae. The coding region runs from base 457 to 2751 and encodes 764 amino acids. Gene Ontology annotation, molecular function: protein binding. The record is from RefSeq and is a predicted model, not a curated record.